Podarcis raffonei (Aeolian wall lizard) is the source of this 5109-nucleotide messenger RNA. RefSeq names its product zinc finger protein 420-like. Gene Ontology annotation, biological process: regulation of transcription by RNA polymerase II. The transcript is spliced from 13 exons. Gene Ontology annotation, molecular function: DNA-binding transcription factor activity, RNA polymerase II-specific; RNA polymerase II cis-regulatory region sequence-specific DNA binding. NCBI's taxonomy places the organism in Eukaryota, Metazoa, Chordata, Lepidosauria, Squamata, Lacertidae. The coding region runs from base 636 to 4286 and encodes 1216 amino acids. The record is from RefSeq and is a predicted model, not a curated record.
GAGGGGAGGAGGAGUCCUCCGGAGCAAAGGCGGCUCCCCCAUCCUGCUUUGCAAAAAAAGAAAAAAAGCCAGCCUUGGAUUGCAGCCGGAGGUUGAAUUGCACGGAUGCAUUUAUUCGCUGCAAAGCUGACAGCUGGUUCCUGCUCCUGCCCCAUUGCUGCCCCAUUGCUGCUUGAACCGGGAGGUCGCAUUCCCCCCCCCAGCCCUCCCCGUACAUCCCUGCAGAGGAGAACUGUCCUUUGUCCUUCCCAUUCACGACCCACAUUUUGGGGGGCAGAUUUUGCUUUAUGGUCGAAAUUGGCAGAACAGGGAGGCGUUCUUUGAACCACCUUCGUGGCCCUGCCUUGGAGCGCAGAUGGAAUAAGUAGACUCUGCUUAGAGAAGCUGUUCGUAUCAUCUGGACGGGGAGAAGCAGAGGAUUCUGGGAAGGACCCGUGCAGAAGAUCCUGAACGAGGAGGACGCCCUCAGCUCAGAUGCUCAACUCCAGCACUUCAGACGGUUUCUCUGCCACAGCCUGCCGAAAGGUUUGUGGCUGACUCCAUCAUCUUUGCCCUGAGUGACUGCGGCCAGAGCGAUAUACACGAAAAGCCCGAUCUGGUUCUCCUAGAGCAGUUCUUGGCUGUCCUCCCCCCAGAUGGAGAACUGGGUGAGGGAACGUGGAGCAGAGACCGGUUCCCAGGCGGUGGCCCUGGCCGAAGGUUUCCUCUCGAGCCGAGCAGAAGACGUGAAGCAGGAGGAGGAACAGCAGGGACUAUUUGCAGAAGAAGCCGUGAACUUUCCUGAGGCAGAAGAGGACCCGUCAGAUCCCAGGCAGAUGCCUCUUUCCAAGUGGUGGAUCAAGCAGGAGGAAGAAGACGAAGGUGCUCCUUCGUUGGGAGAAGGACUGAGGAUUAUUGUGGUGUGUCCUCCCUCGCCCCUUCCUGAUGGCGGAGUGGAAGCACCUUCUGUGCCUCUGGAACAGGUGACAUUUGAGGAUGUGGCUGUAUGUUUCACCGCGGAGGAAUGGAGCUCGCUGGAUCCGGACCAAAGGGCGCUGCACCGGGAGGUCAUGGAGGAGAACUGGAAAACGGUCACCUCCCUGGAACAGCAAGGCUUGGCUGCCCACGAAGCAGCAGUGCAGGCUGGGAGCAGUGAGGAACUCUGGGAAAGGACUGUGCAAAAGCUCAUAGGAGCAGGGAGUCAGGGCGAAGGGGAACGCAGUAUGGUGUCCUUGCCAAGAGCCCGACGCAAAGAAGGCAGAGAGCCGAGGAGGAAAGCGGAAGCUAAACAGAAGAGCAAGGAGUCAUCUGCCCGUCGAGGCAGUGGCACCUGUGACAUCCCAGCCGAAGAGAAACAGGACAAGAGGAAGGAAAGGUGUCCGGUGUGCGGCAAAAUGUUCAAAUGGAAAUCGAGCCUCGAUGCUCAUUCCAAAGUCCACACUGGGGAGAAGCCGUUCAAAUGCCUGGAGUGUGGGAAGGGCUUCAGCCGGAGCUCCAGCGUGACGUCGCACGAGAAGAUCCACAGAGGGGAGAAGCCGUACGAGUGCGCCGAUUGCGGCAAGAGCUUCAUUCGCCGGGACUCCCUCAUCUCGCACCAGAGGAUCCACACGGGGGAGAAGCCCUAUAAGUGUCUGGAGUGCGGGAGGAGGUUCAACCGGAAAGGGAGCCUUAUUUUCCACCAGAGAAUCCACGCGAGGGACAAGCCCUACAAGUGCUCGGAGUGCGGUAAGAGCUACUGCAGGAAUUCGAGCCUUAUCUCUCACCGGAGAAUCCACACCGGCGAGAAGCCGUUUCAGUGCCUGGAGUGCGGACAGAGUUUCAGAGAGAAGAAGAGCCUCACCGCUCAUCAGGGAACUCACACGGGCGAAAAGCCCUUCAAGUGCUUUGAGUGCGGGCAGAGCUUCAACAGCAAAGGGAACCUCAAUUUGCACCAGAGGAUCCACUCCGGGGAGAAGCCGUUCCGGUGCCUGGAGUGCGGGCAGAGCUUCAUCCGGAAAGGCGCCCUUAUCUCACAUCAGAGCAUCCACACCGAGGAGAAGCCCUUCAAGUGCUCCGAGUGCGGGAAGUGCUUCCGGAAGAACUCGAACCUCGUUUCUCACCAGAGCAUCCACACGGGCGAGAAGCGGUUCCAGUGCAUCGAGUGCGGGAGGAGCUUCACACGGAGAGGCACACUCAACUUGCACCAGCUGCUCCACACCGGCGAGAAGCCGUUCAAAUGCCUGGAGUGCGGGAAGAGCUUCAUUGUGAAAGGGUCCCUCGUUUCGCACCAGAGGAUCCACACCGGCGAGAAGCCCUUCCAGUGCCAGGAGUGCGGGAAGAGCUUCAUGAGGAGAGACUCCCUCAUCUCGCACCAGAAUAUCCACACGGGAGAGAAGCCCUACACGUGCCCCGAGUGCGGGAAGAGCUUCCGCCAGAAGAGCAACCUCACCGCUCACGAGGGAACCCACACGGGGGAGAAACCUUACAGCUGCCUGGAGUGCGGGAAAAGCUUCCGGCGGAACGAGAGCCUGAAAAAGCACCAGAGGUUGCACCUGGAACAGCUGCCUUGGAACAUGGAAAUAGCUCCCAUGGCGACUCCGGUCCACAGGGGAGGAACCAUCCAAAUGCUUCGGAUGUGGGACGAGCUUCGGCCAGAAUAUAAGGAUCACGUCACACUGAAGAACCCACCCAUGGGGGAAUCCGUUGUCAAUCAGCUGGCGUUUCUGGAACUGGUUCUGUCUGUAUCCCUCAAGAAAAGUUUGGACCCACUCUGGGUGAGGGAAUGUGGAGCGGAAACCAGUUCCCAAGCGGUGGCCCUGGCAGAAGGUUUCCUCCUGAGUUGGGCAGAGGAGAAGAAGCAGGCAGAGCAGCAGUUUCAUGAGCCGGAAGCAGACGCUGAUCUCCCUGAGGCAGAGGAGACUCCAUGGAUGCUGAAAAUACCUUCUCUUCCUUGUGGUGGGGCAGAAGCCGCCUCAGUAAAACUGUAUCAGGAUCUUUUGGUAUUUGAGGAGGUGACUGUUUACUUCACUGGGGAGAAGUUGGUGCUGCUGGAUUCAGACCAAAGUACCCUGCACAAGGAGGUCAUGAAGAAAUGUGGGAUCAGGACCUCUCUAGGCAGUGAAAUAACAGCAGCCAUCAGUUUGGGGCCGCCUGUUCUUCAGGAUGGAAUGGGAAUGGAUUCCACGCAACCAGACAAGGGCCUGGUGACCUUUGAGGACGUGGCUGUGUAUUUCAAUGAGGAGGAGCUGGCAGUGCUGGAUCCGCAUCAGAGAGACCUGCACAGGGAAGUCAUGGAAGAGAACUUUUGGAACGUGUCUUCUCUGUCAUGUGAUAGACUCACAUGGAAGAGUGAGACUGAGCAAGAACCAUGUGGCGCGUCACUGAAAAGAGACAGAAGCAGAGAGAGGAAAGAGUGGAGGCGGAAAAUGGAAGCAAAACAGAAGGGAAGGAAAAGUUCUGUGGUUUAUCAACCCUGUGACGUCCAGGAAAUCCCAACCCAAGACAAAAUGGUGGAAGGAAAAGAAAGGAAUAGGCAUCCCGUGUGCAAGAAGACCUUUGGUUUGAAACCAAGUUUUAAUGUUCAACGGAGAACGCAGACACUGGAGAAACCACUUCAGUGCUCCGAGUACGGAAAGGGCUUAAGGCACCAUUCAGAACUCAAGACCCGUAAGAGAGUCCUCCUAGAGGAGAAAGUGUUUCACUGCUUGGAGUGUGGGAAGAACUUCAGUGGGCAUUCGAGCCUCAGGACCCACCAGAGAAUCCACAUAGGGGAGAAGCCGUUUCAGUGCUCCGAGUGCGGAAAGAGCUUCACUCAGAAAAUCAACCUCCAUUCCCAUCAGAAAAUCCACACGGGAGAAAAGCCGUUCAAAUGCUCCGAGUGUGGAAAGAGCUUCAUCAAGAACACGGACCUCACACGGCACCAAAGGAUCCACACCGGGGAGAAACCCUACGCCUGCUCCGAGUGCGGCAUAAAUUUCCGCCACAAGUGGAACCUUAGGAACCAUCAGAGGCUGCACACAGGGGAGCAGCCCUUUAAAUGUGCCGAGUGCGGGAAGAACUACGUCAACAGCACGAACCUCAUUUCACAUCAGAGAAGCCACACAGGGGAGAAGCCAUUUCAGUGCUUGGAGUGCGGGAACUGCUUCCGGAGGAACGGGGACCUCGCUAGGCACCAGAGGGUCCACACAGGAGAGAAGCCCUACAAGUGCUUGAUAUGUGGGAAAAGGUUCAGUCAGAACUCGAGCCUCCAUGCCCACGAGAGGAGCCACACAGGAGAAACAGUACGGAUGCUCAAGGUGUGGAAAGAGCUUUGGCCGGAACAGGCCUAACACCACAUCGGAGAAUCUGCACGGGAAUUUCAUGUAGAAGUGUUGGAAGCAAGUGUGGGAAUGUUCAGGGAUGCAGGAGAGGAUAUAUUGUUUGAUUAUAUCCUUUCCAACUUGUGUUAACAAGUUCUACAGUUUAGCAGAGUAACAUUCCCCUUUUUAAACUUGCACAGCGGAUGCGUUUGCUCAGGCUCGCUAAAGCCUCUAAAAUAAGUUUCGUUGAUAAUUCCCUAUUUAGUCCCUCAUAAAAAGAUAAGACAUGACACAGUCUUCUAUGAAAGUAUAAAAAGAGUUUACUCACACAUUCUGUUCACAAUUGGAUCCCAGAAAGCAGACUUAAGUUAGAAAAGUAAUAUACCUGGAAACUAUCCCAUAAGGAGAUAGCCCCUUUGUCCUCUCUUGGCUAUCUCUUGAAGCCAUCCAAGCUAGGGCCAUCACUGCCUCCUGAGGCAGGGAGUUCCAUAGCUUAACAAUGGGCUGUGUAAUUAACGAUGAUUACUAAUUUGGGUUCAUUAAUCUCAGUGGGUCUACUCUGAGGAGCACUUAGUUGAAUGGAUGUUUGGGGAUCCUAUGACCGUGCUGGCAAGUAUUGUCACCCUCUUCCUUCACAUUACCCUCUGCCAGCCUGGUGCUUUCCAGGUUUCUUGGAGUACAAAACCCAUCAUCCUUGACCACUAGUUGUGCCGAUGGCAACUAUACUACAAAACCCAUGUUUUGCACCAGGCUGAUGAAGGCUGCUUUACAGACAGUAGUAACAUAGCCUUUCAGUUUUGUUCAAAUGCUCUAAUCUAAGUCGCCAUUUGUUACGAUAAACCAUUAUAUUAAA